Molecule: messenger RNA, 752 nt
Organism: Trichobilharzia regenti
Lineage: Eukaryota; Metazoa; Platyhelminthes; Trematoda; Strigeidida; Schistosomatidae
Source: the annotation of a GenBank genome assembly
AUUCAAAUGUCACGGUAACACAUGAAAUGGAAUAUGUUCCUCACAGGAUUGACAUUUUAAGUGGACGACAUACUGAGAUAGCUAUGCUCUUACUUUUAGUACAGACUUUGAGAAUACCAUGGUAUUUGCUUGCCUAUGCACACACAAGCGUUUUAAUCUCAAUGAUUAUACUUAUCAUUCUCGCGACACCAUUCUCACAGGAUCCAUUCAAAUUUUGUGCAAGUCCAUUCACACUUGGAUGCGGCGACUAUCUCUGCCUAUUUACCAGCCACUUUAUUCAUGUCAACGCGUGGCAUGCAUAUCACAAUUUGAGUAGUUUCCUGCGACAUGCAGUUCCAAUGGAGUACAAAAUUGGAAAUACAAGGUUUUUCAAGCUUGUGGUUGUCCUUCUGUCCAGAUGUAUUGUUCUUCAUAUCUUACUGAACUAUAUAUUAUUUCAAGUCUCGUACAAUAGCGCAUAUGCAAACGACUGUUAUCUUGGAAUAUCUAGUCUUGGUUUUGCACUGAAUACAUUAUCUAUUUUAUCGUCAUGUGAGAAGUAUGUGAUUGCUUUACCUUACGGACUAACGGUUCGAGUACCUAAAUACGUGUUUUCUAGCUUUGAUAUGUUAUUCCUUCAGUUGCCACUACCAACUUCGUCACUAAAUGGUCACUUAGCAGGAAUUAUUGCUGGUUUGAGUUAUUUAAAAUCCUAUUCAUCUCUUCUAGUACAAAACAGAAAUCAUCAACCUGUAGAAGAUCUCUCAGAAUAA